Lytechinus pictus (painted urchin) is the source of this 2491-nucleotide messenger RNA. RefSeq names its product alanine aminotransferase 2-like. The record is from RefSeq and is a predicted model, not a curated record. Lineage: Eukaryota; Metazoa; Echinodermata; Echinoidea; Temnopleuroida; Toxopneustidae. The transcript is spliced from 3 exons. The coding region runs from base 327 to 803 and encodes 158 amino acids. Gene Ontology annotation, molecular function: L-alanine:2-oxoglutarate transaminase activity.
GUACACACUUAGCCUACUAUACUCAUGACCUAGCUUCGUUAACUUCACGUAAAGACUUCUCUGAACGCUCUCUCUGAACGUUUUUCACUAACAAGAUUUUAUAAUAUUCUUGGAGUACUCUCACUUCAUCAAUCGAUUCUUCAAUUCUGAUCAGUGGACCACUACAAACAAAGUUGCAUAAUAUUAUAAUAAGCUGAGUUCUACUGCAUGUCAGAGCCAGAGACUUGUACGAUAGAGUAUCACGCAGGAGAAGUGUGCUGACAGUGCAGUGUGCCGUGUACAUUUCAUGCAUUGACCGUAACGUAGCGCCGAUUACCCAUUUCGUAAUGUCAACUUUUGGUAGAGCCCGAAGUGUCGCGAGCAGUUUGAUCACGCGUAAACCAAGCAUUCUGAGAAUGGCAGUGAAUGGGGAAAGAUCUGUCCUCAUCACCAACGGCACCAUGAGUUGUCAGGGAAAUGGAGUUUCAAAGAGGGGCAAAGUUUUGUCUUUAGAAACAAUGAAUCCACACAUACGAUUGAUGGAGUAUGCCGUCAGAGGCCCCAUCGUCCAACGUGCCACGCAGAUUCAGAAGGAAUUGGAACAGGGAGAUACCAAGGCUUUCCCCUCCGUUAUCAAGUGCAAUAUUGGAGAUGCUCAUGCGAUGGGUCAAAAACCAAUGACAUUUCUCAGACAAGUGGUAGCUCUAUGUACAUAUCCAGCACUCUUGGAUGAUCCGAAUUUCCCAUCAGAUGCAAAGCAGAGAGCGCAGAGGAUACUCAAUGGAUGCAAAGGAGGCAGUUUAGGUAAGAAAAUCUCAAUCUGAAAGGCAGUUGGCAUCAUCCUCUUAAUGUACAUGUAGGCCUGCACAUUACCCCCCUAGAACCUUUUGUUGGGCCAAAUUUAAAUACCGGUAAUACUCUAGCCCAUCAAAACGUUGGACCAUACAAGGAGCCCAUCUAAUAAAAUUUGUUUUUAAUAACAAAUGUGCAAAAAUUGUUUUAAGCUACUGAAAUCAUUUGAUUUGAUAGGCUGAUAGAAUAAAUUGAGCAUUUGUUUUAUCAAGUCUUACAUGUAUGAAACGAGAUCCUGGAUCAACCAGGGUGUACCCGACCAUAACUACUCAGAUGAUAAUGAUUGUUGUUAUUGUUGUUUUUGUUUUUAUAAUUAUUAUUCUAUUAUCAUCACUGUUGUUUUUGUUGUUGUGAUGACUAUUAUUACCCCAUCAUCAGAAUAUGGAAGGGAGAGUUAUUCACAGUUUACCUGAUCAGAGUAUGAUGCAAUACAUGUACUUCAUGCAGGUUGAAGCACUGGAAGUGCCCUUAUUUGACCUCCACAUGACAUUAACCUAUAUCACAGCCCACAUUGUCACUUUCAUGUCUGCCCUGUGUGGAACUUCACAGCCUAUAACUGCACAAAGGAAAUACUAAUACAAUCAAUUACUUCCACUGUACGUAAUUUGGUACUGUAGUACUUGCUCAGUUUCUCAUGCACACUGUACCGUAAUACAUGUAUGUUAGCCCCAUUAGGUAGUCUAAUGAAUGGACAUUGCCACGUGGUUUUCUAAAUGGAAGUGAAGGAUGUAUGGAAAGCCAUAGGGGUCUUUAGGGGAAUUUUUCAAUUUUAAGUCUUUCUGAUGUAGAGCAGUACACAUGUGUAUGUGUUUUACUAUGGCCUGGCCUGCUGCUCUAAUUUUCACAAUUCCUCCAAAUGUUAAAUGGAGAAUUUUAAUAAAACUUUGGAGUGGCAGGCAAGGACCUGGUUUCAUACACACCAAAUGGGCAAGUCCAAGAAAAGGCCACCCUUGAAGACAAAAUUUCAUCUUUAUUUUAAGAAGUUCUGUUUGGUGGGGUAAGAAAGCCCAAGAGUUGAAUUUUAAAAUUUCAUUCAGAAAAAUUUAAUAUUAUGCUAAUUUGCAUAAUUGGUAAAAUGGGCGUUACGUAUUGGACAACUAUAAAAACUCAUAGAAAAUCAAAACAAAACUUGUAAGAUUUAGUCAUACAGUAGGUGGGACAUGGACCCCCUAACAUCUUAUUACUUUUGGGGGAAAAAAAGUGGUGUCAUCUAAUUAAAUAUGCAAAUUAGGUCUUGUCCAAGGAUGAAAUGUCCCAUAUGUAACAUUUUUAGGAUUUUUUUAAAAGUUAUUUCUCAGAAUACAAUACUUGUAUUGUUGCAUCUCUAGGAAGUUCUAAUUUAUUGAGUAUGAAAAUGUUAUACCACAAAAAGUUUCAAAAAUAUAGUUUACUUUUUUAAUCAAAAAUUAGUUUUAAAAAAUGUUAUGUAUGGGACAUUUACACACAAUGUCAAUGGGGAGAUUUGUGUACAAAGUGAAUGGAGAAAAACAAAUUUCAAGUGCUCUUAAAGGAAUUUAUUUACCUUUUCUUUAGUUUCUAAAGACUGGUUUGUUAUAAAUACUGAUAAAUGAAAGCAAUUGAAGCAAAAAAAAAUUGAAAAUUUAAAGAUAUGAAAAAUAUAAAAAACAAUAGAAAUUCAUCAGAAAUUCAUGAAACCAUG